GGUGUGAUAGUGAGCAGCCACGAGGAUAUCUGGGUGUUAUACAGGGGAGUCUAUGGAGUAAAGGCCUUAGUACUAGAUGACAGAGAGCAUAAGGGCGGGAGCAGUUACCUCCAGGAGCCAAUCAGAUCUUGUCUUUCAUUUUCUAUCUGUGCUGUAUAGAUGAGAGCACGGAUCUGAUUGGUUACUGGGGCUGCAUUGCUUUAUGGCAUUGUUGCUAGGCAACCUGCUUAUGUUCCCCUCUUCUGUCACCCAUUAUUGUAGUGGUCUCCAAACUGUCCUCCAGCUGUUGGCAUGCUGGGAUUUGUAGUUUUGUAAUAGCUGGAGGCCCACAGUUUGGAGACCACUACCUUAUUGUUACCUCCUUGGUGUAUUUUACUAUCUGGUGACAUAUAUGGCAAUGAAUUGGAUCGCCAGUCACCCAGUGCAGCCCGGGUUGCACCUUUUUUCCUCCCCGUGUCACCUGACAGACCUCAUUGGGUUAUAAUGGGUGGUUUCUGUUGUCUUUUGACUGCAAAAAUAGUAUUGGACACUGCGCUGUUAUUGAUCUGUGAAUGGCGCCUCCUACAGCAGCCGGAGUCAGGGGUAUAUCAGUGACAUAGCGCCAUGCCGGAGUACAAUGAUCCCAGCCUCCCACCAGAGGAGAGGCUACGAGCUCUGGUAUUGAAGGGGACGUCUGUGGAAGUGAACGAUGAUAUACCUCCUAAACGCUAUUAUCGCUCCGGUGUGGAGAUGAUUCGGAUGGCUAAUGUGUAUGCAGGAGAGGGGAACACCGAAAAUGCCUUUAUCUUGUACAACAAGUAUAUCACGCUUUUUAUUGAAAAGCUUCCAAAACAUCGAGAUUAUAAAACCGCCAAUGCUCCAGAGAAGAAAGAAACGUUGAAAAAACUAAAGGAAGUGGCCUUCCCAAAAGCUGAAGAGUUAAAGAAAGAACUGCACAAGCGAUACGGUAAAGAGUAUGGAGAAUAUCUGGAUAGAAAGAGAUGCGAGGAAGAAGAGUGUGCUCGCCGCCUCGCUGUGCUGCAGCAGCUUGAAGCGGAGAAGCAGCGUGUAGCGCGCAUAAAGCAGCAGCAAGAACAACAGGAGCAGUUAAAUGUCUUUGAAGAAAUGAUUCGUAGGAAGGAACUGGAGAAUGAGCGGCUACGGAUCCUCCACCAGUUCUCUACUGACAACUCUAACACUCAGACUCCUGAGGGAGUGCUCAUCCCAGGGGUCAAUGAGCCUCCUAUGCCACAGCUACCCGCCAAUGAUACCGUCCUUCCGCGACCGCCUGUUGUUGAUAGAACUCUGAAGCCAACAUCCAUCAGUCUUCAUGAAGGCUUGGUGUCCACAGAUGGACUUCGUCAAGUUAGGAUUCCUCAUGAAGUGUUUGUGAAGUUUCUGAAACUUGCAGAGAAUAAUACACAGAGAGGAGUGGAGACCUGCGGCAUCUUGUGUGGGAAGCUGAUGCAGAAUGAGUUUACUAUCACUCACGUCAUUGUGCCCAAACAGUGUGGUGGACCAGAUUACUGUAACACUGAGAAUGAGGAGGACCUGUUUGUGAUACAGGACCAACAUGGGCUUAUCACACUGGGCUGGAUACAUACACAUCCCACUCAGACCGCCUUUCUCUCUAGUGUUGAUUUACACACUCACUGCUCAUACCAGAUGAUGCUCGCGGAAUCCAUUGCCAUUGUCUGCUCCCCAAAAUUCCAGGAAACAGGAAUUUUUAGAUUGACAGAUUACGGCAUGAAAGAGAUUGGUGACUGUCGAGAGAAGGGUUUUCACCCACACUGCAGAGAUCCUCCCCUGUUCUGUGCCAGCAACCACACUACAGUCUGUCAGCAGGUCGUCACUGUCAUGGACCUACGGUAAUUUCUGCAAAGAAUCUGCCAACUCCCUGACUGAACCCUGUGACUUGCCAUUGAACGCCCUGUGAAGAACUGUUUGUAGACAUGAACUAUAAAGUGACCGAUGCUAUUAAGGUUGUGUCUUUUGUGAAUUGGCUCCUCCUGUCUGCGGUUAUUGCCAGGUAUCUGCUAGAGAAUGGCACUGACUAGUGUUCCUGGCCCUAUGAGACCAUUCGACACCCUUAAGCACUGAUACAUUUCUCUUUGCAGAAUUAACAGCUUGUAACACAUUCGGUGCUAAAGUAUGAAAAAGUUUCCUUUCAUGGGUAUUUGGGACUAAAAUCUUACAAAACUACAUAUAAAUAGAUAUAUAUUUUCUUUUUUUUUUUUUUUUUUAUAGUGGAGCUGUAGGUAACCCUUUAAGGGUACGUUCACAUGGGCGGAUUUAUUUGCGGGUUUCUCGCUGCAUAUUUGAAAGGGGACGGGCUCUUCUCAGCUGUCCGCAGCAGAUUUUGAAGUCAAUAGGAUCUGCGGCAGAUUUUCCGCCGUGGAAAAUCUGCUGCAGACAGUCGAGAGGAGCCCGCCCACCUUUCAAAUACGCAGUGGGAAACCCGCAAAUAAAUCCGCCCGUGUGAACAUACCCUAAAGCAAUAUAGCCACAGUUAAGCAAGCUUUCUUGAUUCAGAUGUUAUUUUAGUAAUAGUAAAUUUGUAUAUAAUUUAAUUUAUUUGAUCUUUUUUUUUUUCCUAAAAAAAACAAAUGCCAAGAAAAUAUCUCACUGUUUGAUAAAAAGUAUAAUACUGUAUAAUGUUUAUUUUCUAGCAGCAUUAAAUAUUUUCAAUGCUUCCUGAAGGUAGUCCG
Hyla sarda is the source of this 2687-nucleotide messenger RNA. RefSeq names its product STAM binding protein (gene STAMBP). Gene Ontology annotation, cellular component: cleavage furrow; endosome. The transcript is spliced from 10 exons. Bases 604 to 1851 code for a protein of 415 amino acids. Gene Ontology annotation, molecular function: K63-linked deubiquitinase activity; metal-dependent deubiquitinase activity; protein binding. Lineage: Eukaryota; Metazoa; Chordata; Amphibia; Anura; Hylidae. Gene Ontology annotation, biological process: protein K63-linked deubiquitination. The record is from RefSeq and is a predicted model, not a curated record.